This is a messenger RNA of Caenorhabditis elegans, 1815 nucleotides long. RefSeq names its product Sop-2-related protein 3 (gene sor-3). The record is from RefSeq and is marked reviewed. Gene Ontology annotation, cellular component: nucleus; cytoplasm. The transcript is spliced from 13 exons. Lineage: Eukaryota; Metazoa; Nematoda; Chromadorea; Rhabditida; Rhabditidae. The coding region runs from base 2 to 1597 and encodes 531 amino acids. Gene Ontology annotation, biological process: regulation of DNA-templated transcription.
GAUGGACACAACGAAUCAGUCAGAAGACAUAAAACCUUGCGAUUCUGAUUUGAUGGAAUCAAUUUUGAUGUUUGAUGAGCCCAUUUCCGACAUUUUAGCGCAUAAUAAAUUGUGGAUUAGUCAUGCCAGGACGAGAUCCAAUUUCUUUCCACAAGAAGGUCGCCACAUUUCCAAUCAACACACCGAAGCAGCGACAUCGUUGAAAAUGUGGAUGCUUUCAAAAAAUUUGGUGGUCAUUGUGAAAAGAAAGGACGAUAUAUUCCCUUGCAAAAUUCUGACACGCAACCCGGAAAACCUAUUUGUGGCUCGAUUUCUUGAAAGCGGAAAAGAAAAGCAUAUUCAGGUAGAGUAUUCGGAUAUAAUAAUGACAAGAAGUGAACUCGAAAAAGCCCUGCCAUUGUGCCAACACUUGAUUCCAGCGAGAAACUGGGACGACUUUUACAUAAUCCGCGAUUUUGAGAAAGCGACUCCGUAUUUUGAACAAGGCUUGUCCGCAUUAGUGAAACCUGGACAGCAAUUUGAAUUGCAACUUGAAGAUGCACCGGAUUUUUACGUCAUGGCCACUGUUGUCAAAAAUUAUCGUGGUUUCCUGUUGGUUGAAUAUCAAAACUUCAAACGAUGGAUACAUAUGCUCAGCCCAUACUGUCAUGAAAUCGGUUGGGGCAAAAACGAGAAGCAAGAGUAUUUGAAACGAGGCCCCUACAAUCGACACAUGAACGUUGACCUGGUUGCCGGACUCGUGAAACAAUCGACAAAUCAAAAACUCGGCGCUGUUCCAGAAAUAGUCUUUAGAAACAAUUGCCCAGUUCCCCAUCGUAUUCCAGAAUACAGUGCAUGUGUCUAUCUGGACUUGGAUCAGAAACGCUUUUAUUUUGCUCACAAGGUCACUACAAAAACUUGCAGGAACAACCGUCAUUUUUUCAAUAUUUCAAUUGGAAAAAAUCUUGUGACCAGUAAGCAAAAUAAUAGACCCUACGAGUUUCAUGUCUAUCAUCCAAGAAUUCUACCAUAUUCAGUUGCUAAACGGAUGGAAGUUCAGAUAAUUCUACCGCCUGAUGUCAAGCUGCUUCCUGAUGAAUCAAAUUUAGAUGGUUACCUUCGUACGUAUUGCAAUCCGUGUGAUAAACACAAAACAAGUGACCGAGUGCAGCCUUCGCCAAAAAUUGCUAAGAAAAAGAACGGACCUCUUUUGCUUGACGAUACUCCGGACGCAAUGUUCAGAAGCAGGCCGCUGCUCGGAGACAACAUUGGCGCGCACAAAGAGUGGACAAAUUUCAUGAAUCAUAUACCAGAUUACAAACGAAAGGAUUUGCUUAAGAGCAUGGAUACGCUCAAAUUUUGUGAGAUUUUCCGGCCUACACCUACAGGAGCGUUGCAGUUGACGGCUGCCGAAGUGACUGGACAGCAAGAAUGCAUGCUACGGCUAAAAGUGAGCGGCGAGGAUGAACCUGUGUACAUUCACAAUGCCGAUCCACAUUUGUACCAUCUGGGAGCUUGUCUUGACAUGGAGCUUGCUAUCAACUUUCACGGAGAGUUUUUCGAUGAGAAGCCCCUCAAAAAGAACAAAAACGCCAACAACGGAUUUUCGAGUUUUUGACUGGUCUCUCACUCCAAUUCAUUUUUCAUACGCUUUCAUUCAUAUGAUUUGUCAUAAAUUACCGCUAUUAUUCUAUCCUCCUUGGGUAUAUCUCUUUUCAUACCUCGCAAACAUUCGUUCGUUUCAAAUGUGUAACUCACUAGCAACCUUCGUGUUCCCUUGUUUUUAAGUGUGCUGUUUAUAUAUUUUGAUAAUAUUAGAGUAAAUAUGAUAUAUGU